UCGGACCAGACACCUGGAAAGUAAAGGGAAAUGAGAUUCUCGUACAGCUGUAGACCGGCUUACUUUGACCUUUCAGCACUCUGGACAGCGCUCCGCUCUGGUGCGCGUGUGGCAUGUGCGCUGGAGAAGUGACCACUGGUAGUGUCAGGAGCUGGUGGGGCGCACGGACAACGAGCAUGGCGGACUCUCCAUCACAUCUUUCUGUCUAACUGUCACCACGAGGAUGAACAUACCGGAAUUUUUACUUCAAGUGUCCAUCGUGGUCAUAGCGGUGGUCUCUCUCUUGACCAACUUCUCAGUCGUGCUAUGUUUUAUGCAAAGCAGCGAGCUCAGGUCCCACGUCCCCGGCGUCUUUAUCCUAAACCUGUCUUUCUCCAACAUCCUGCUAACUGUUAUAAAUAUGCCCGCCACUUUUCUUGGUGUGGUUGAAGGAGAUACGCCAUUCGGGGAUUUGUUCUGUCAGGGCGUAGCGUUUGCAGAGACUUUCCUCACCACUAAUGCCAUGCUGAGUAUGGCAGCGCUGAGCAUGGACAGGUGGGUAGCGGUGGUUUUCCCUCUCAGCUACUCCAGUAAGAUGCGCUACAGAGACGCUCUUCUCAUUGUGGUGUAUUCCUGGCUGCACUCGGGGACAUUUUCUGUAACACAACUGCUUAUGGACUGGGGCGGAUUCAGCCACACGUACGCGUCCUGCACCGUGCACCUGAACACCGAGGCAGGUUCACCGAGGAGUACCUUUGCAACUUUCACCGCACUGUUUCACAGCAGCAGCUUUGCGCUCUGCCUACUGGUUCUUUGCUUCGCCUAUAUAAAAGUUUUGCGCGUUGCAAGAUUUCACUGCAAAAGAAUAGAUGUUAUCACAGUGCAGACUUUGCUUCUUCUGGUUGACAUCCACCCAAGUGUAAAGGAGCGAUGUUUAGCUCAGCAGAAAAAGAGGAGACAGCGCGCCACAAAGAAGAUUUUCAUCUUUAUCGGCUCUUUCAUCUUUUUCUUCUCACCUUAUGUAAUAACAAGACUGGUGGAGCUGGUGCCCUCAGUGCACAUCCCAAGAUACUGGGGUAUCUCAUCGAAAUGUCUGUCCUAUGCCAAGGCCUCCACAGACCCGUUUGUGUACUGCCUCCUGAGGCAACAGUACAGGAGAGCUCUGGUCAGCGUCAUCUGCAGAGUCCUGAGACAGGACCACUACACACUGUCAGUGCACAGUGCUCACAGCAGUACUCUGGACACCUCAGAAGACAACUAUGUCAUUAAAAAUGCUCUCACCUAG
Messenger RNA from Boleophthalmus pectinirostris (great blue-spotted mudskipper), 1264 nucleotides. RefSeq names its product G protein-coupled receptor 78a (gene gpr78a). The transcript has 3 exons. The record is from RefSeq and is a predicted model, not a curated record. Gene Ontology annotation, cellular component: membrane. The coding region runs from base 224 to 1264 and encodes 346 amino acids. Gene Ontology annotation, molecular function: G protein-coupled receptor activity. Gene Ontology annotation, biological process: adenylate cyclase-activating G protein-coupled receptor signaling pathway. NCBI's taxonomy places the organism in Eukaryota, Metazoa, Chordata, Actinopteri, Gobiiformes, Gobiidae.